AAAAAAUAUAUUUUUGUUUUACCUAAAUCAUUUAAAUACGUACUAGAUAUAUAAUUAAAAUCAGAUCUGACUGUUGGUGUUUCCAAAAUUGUUUUGAUUUCUUAAAUUAAACUUUGUCACUGUUUCAUCUCCUAAAUUGAAUAAUGGAACCAUCGGAGAAUCAAUCGUAUGUAUUUUUGGGUGUAAAAGUAAAACCCGGGCCAAUUGAACGCUACAAACUUGAUAAUUUUACGCUCGAAAACAAAGUAAUAAACUUAAAAGCGGAGGCGGAGAAAAGAGUGAGAGAGCCGUCCUCUUCCUUAGAAGCAAUACACCAUGGCAAAAUUCUCCGAGAUGAUGCUACACUACAGGAUUGUGGUAUUAAAUAUGGUGAAAUGGUACAUGUUGUGAAAAAAAAGAUCCCAGUUAAGUCUCCUCCUGCACCUACAUUUUCCGAUGCUGAAUUACAACAGUUGAACACUUCAUUGAGAACUCUUGGCUGUACACCAAAUGCACCGGGCUGGACACGAGCAAUGCAGUUAUUGAAUGAUGAAGCUACACUAGCAGAAGUUGUUGAUCAAUUGCCUUCAUUAAACGAGGAUUGUGUGGCAUUAUCAAUAUUGCAUGAAGUGGAACUCCUUGCUGCAUUGGGUGCUAAUGUGGAGACAAUGAGGCGCGGUGCUGACGCUCACCCUGACUUACCUGCAGCUUUGCGACAUCUAACAAGAUUGGUGCGUUCACGUAACACUGCUUCUAAUGAAAAUGUACCAACAUCGGGUUUUGCAUAUUCACUUGAGGCUCUCUCGGAGGAUGAAGAUGUUGAAGAAGAGGAGACUGAAGAAGGCAGUGGUGAGAGGAAUACCAUUACAAGGGAACAAUUGACUGCUGCUUUACAGGCUGCAACAGAAGCAGCGUUUAGUACCAAUACCUCAAAUGCCCGAGAGAGCCGAGAGAACUUAAUCAGGAUAUUGGAUGCAGCGGCUGAUAGCAGAGGCACAGCAAGGAGUGCUAGCACUACAGAAGCCAGUACUCCCAGUGGAUCAGGUGCACCUCCUAUAAUAACUACGGAAAUGUUCAAUGAAGCAAUGACUGAGGCUAUGUCAAGAGCAGGUGAACAAAGCACAGCCGCUCCUGAGACAAGUUUCGCUACGUCAUCACAAAAUCAAGGCAAUUAUGCAACUCAAAUAAGUCACAUGCACGAAAUGGGACUCAUGGAUGAUGCUUUGAACAUCCGAGCAUUAGUCAUAUGCUCAGGUGAUGUAAAUGCUGCUAUAAACUUGGUAUUCAGUGGUGCGAUCGGUGAUGAUUAAGAUUUAAUUUUAUGAUAAUUUAAGUUGUCAUUAAUAUAAUGUAACCAUACUCAUGUUUUAUGUGUCUAAAUAAAACAUAUUUGCCUUCA
Papilio machaon (common yellow swallowtail) is the source of this 1378-nucleotide messenger RNA. RefSeq names its product ubiquitin-like protein 7. Gene Ontology annotation, molecular function: polyubiquitin modification-dependent protein binding. NCBI's taxonomy places the organism in Eukaryota, Metazoa, Arthropoda, Insecta, Lepidoptera, Papilionidae. The record is from RefSeq and is a predicted model, not a curated record. Gene Ontology annotation, cellular component: cytosol. Gene Ontology annotation, biological process: ubiquitin-dependent protein catabolic process. The coding region runs from base 144 to 1289 and encodes 381 amino acids. The transcript is spliced from 8 exons.